Messenger RNA from Centruroides sculpturatus (bark scorpion), 548 nucleotides. RefSeq lists its product as uncharacterized. Lineage: Eukaryota; Metazoa; Arthropoda; Arachnida; Scorpiones; Buthidae. The annotation marks the transcript as partial. The transcript has 3 exons. The record is from RefSeq and is a predicted model, not a curated record.
UCUUAUUUAGAAAUGGAAAUGUUGCAUGAUUGCCAUAAAGAAUUUACUAUUCAAGAAAAUUUUUGUGAUAUAUCAGUUCCCGGAAGAAUACAAUAUUUAACAUUAACUGCUAGAACAUCAUUGUUACUUAUGACUAAAAUUUUACUUCCUGAAGAAAAUAUAUGUAAUUUAUUAAAAGAUGUAUUGAAAUCAAAUUACUACGAAGUCAGAAUAGUUGCUUUAAAUUUUUUAUAUUGGAUAAUAUCUGAUUUAUCAAAACCUAUAACAUUUAAUGCCAUUCCUGUCAGUAGUCAAUGGAAGUGGCCAGAUGUAUGUAAAAAUAAAAAUACAUUGUUAGAUAUUAUUGUUAAUUCAAGAUGCUUAAUAAACUUCCUGUUGAGGAUGAUGAUUCAGAAUGAAACUCAACCUAAUUGUUUAGAAGAGCUUUAUCUAUUGUUAUCAAAAAUUCCAUUUACUGUAUCUGUUGAUUGGACUGCCAAUGGUAUUGAAAGGUUAACUCUUUCAGAAAAAUUAAAUUGGGUAGUAGAGAAAAUUGAAAUGACUGAUUG